AUGUCUGGUGUGGUUAUCCCCACUUCUCAGAUGAGGAAAGGGGCCACCAAGAAGGGAAGUGACAGCUUCGUGUUUGGGGCUGAAGAUAGGGUCUCUGGGCCUCAGACUUGCUACGAUGCCUCCCCUGCUACUGUGGACUCUCCCUUUGGAAUGAAGGAAGGCACUGUCAGUUGUCCAUCUGCCUUGUUCAGUGUGAAGAGCAUCAUUGGUACUAAAGUUGGAGCAGGAGCCUACAUCCUCAGCCGAUUUGCACUCAAUCAUCCAGAGCUGGUGGAAGGUCUUGUGCUCAUUAAUAUUGACCCGUGUGCUAAAGGCUGGAUUGACUGGGCAGCUUCCAAACUCUCAGGCUUGAUGACCAACAUUGUGGACAUAAUUUUGGCUCAUCACUUUGGGCAGGAUGAGCUGAAAACCAACUUGGAUCUGAUUCAAAGUUACAGAUUACGAAUUGCCCAAGGUAUCAACCAAGGAAACCUAGAACUUUUCCUGUGUUCUUAUGAUAGACGCAGAGACUUGGAGAUUGAAAGACCUAUACUGGGCCAAAAUGAUAACAGAUUGAAAACAUUAAAGUGUUCCACUUUACUGGUGGUGGGAGACAGUUCACCUGCUGUGGAGGCUGUGGUUGAAUGCAAUUCUCGCCUCAACCCCAUAAAUACAAUUUACAGAAGGUAAUGAAUGGCAGACUGUGGAGGACUGCCCCAAGUAGUUCAGCCUGGGAAGCUCACUGAGGCCUUCAUGUACUUUUUGCAGGGAAUGGGCUACAUACCGUCGGCCAGCAUGACCCAGCUCACCCGAUCACGAACCCACUCCACCUCAAGUAGCAUUGGCUCUGGAGAAAGUCCCUUUAGCAGGUCUGUGACCAGCAAUCAGUCAGAUGGAACUCAAGAAUCCUGUGAGUCCCCUGAUGUCCUGGACAGACACCAGACCAUGGAGGUGUCCUGCUGAGCAGACGGGUCCUCUAAAGCCCCUCCUUUAGAUGACACUCCAUAACAGAACAUUUCAUCCCAUCAACCGGCCUCCACUUUCUUUCACUCAUGCAUGGCCACAGAACCUUUCUCUAGUAGCCUGGAUU
Meriones unguiculatus (Mongolian gerbil) is the source of this 1069-nucleotide messenger RNA. Its product is annotated as protein NDRG3-like. The transcript has 12 exons. The record is from RefSeq and is a predicted model, not a curated record. Gene Ontology annotation, cellular component: cytoplasm. Gene Ontology annotation, biological process: signal transduction. NCBI's taxonomy places the organism in Eukaryota, Metazoa, Chordata, Mammalia, Rodentia, Muridae.